Molecule: messenger RNA, 3231 nt
Organism: Candida albicans SC5314
Lineage: Eukaryota; Fungi; Ascomycota; Pichiomycetes; Serinales; Debaryomycetaceae
Product: tyrosine/serine/threonine protein phosphatase
Exons: 1
Coding region: 1-3231 (1076 amino acids)
Biological process (GO): protein dephosphorylation; nuclear DNA replication
Molecular function (GO): protein tyrosine/serine/threonine phosphatase activity
Source: RefSeq, a predicted model, not a curated record
AUGAGUAUAACAAGAACUAGUACUGCCACUACAACAACCACAACAGCAUCAGACAUUUCUCAAAUGGAAAUUAAAGAGCUGGAAAUAGAACCUAGACCUAAAAGUACAGAUAAUAAUUCUUGUUCUUGUUCUAGUUCUAGUUCUUCAUCCUUAAUACCAUCUAACACCACUAAAUCUAAUCAUAUUCAUAAACCAAUAGCUAGAAGAAAUAUUCCCAUUGAAUUGAAAGACGAUAAUAUUGAUGGUUUAAACCCCACAGAAAAAGAAAAUAAUAUGACAAAAUGUAUCCCCAAUACAAAAAUUGAUUCUUCUUCUUCUUCUACUAAUUCAACUUCAACUCCACUUAUACCUUCUGAUAUUCAUCGUGCAUGUAAAAGAUCUUCAUCUUCUUCAAAUGAUCUAAUAUAUGAAAGAGAUAGAUUUAGAGCUAGAUUGAAAAGUUUUAAUGAUACACAACUGCAUAAUAAUCAACAUGAACCUCCACCAGGAACAACAACAAAAAUGGAAUCGACUUCUAACUCCACCAUUAAUGGAAUUAAUGAACUGUGUGAAAUAUGUGAUGAAAUAAGUGUUACUGUUAAAACAGCAAAAUUAAAUAUUGAUAAAAAUCCACUUGAUAAUUCAACAAUGUUUUAUAAACUGCUACCCAAUUAUUAUCCCGAUAAGGAAGAUGGAAUGAUAACAAUUCCCGUGAAACAAUUAAAUUUGGAUCAAGUAUUGGAAGUUUUUAAAUGGUAUUUCAAUUCAAAUUUACCAAAUACAAAAGAUAUGUUUCCUUGGCUUCAUGGAUUUCAUAAAUAUAAUUUUGCUCAACGUUCAUUUUUUUUACAUCAACAACAACAAUUACAACAAAAAUUGGAUAACAGUAGUACUAAUACUAGUAAUACCAAUUUCCAAGAUUCUAUGAAUCAUAAUGAAUUGUUUACUGAUUAUCAUUUAUCUCGACCAGAUGAUAUUCGAUUUUUAAUGUGUAUUAAUGAUGAAAGUUUACCAGUUAAUUUACAUAAUACGGUGAAAUUGACAGAAAUAUUGACAAAAAUCGAUGUUUCAAAAUCGGAAAUUAAAGAAAUCAUUAAAAAGAUCUGGUUAAAUGAUAAAAAUGGAAUUGAAACUGAAACUGAAACUGAGACUGAGACUGAUUCAAGUUUUAUUGAAUUAUUGGUGACUGAUUGUAUAAAAUUAAAUGUUUUACCGAUAUUUUUAAAUUUAGAUCCUGAAAGAGGGAUUUCAUUAAGAAAUUUUCAAAUUCAAGUGGCAAAAUUAUCAAGUUGUUCCGAUUUUAUAAUUUAUGGAAUUGAUGAAUUGAAAAUUCAAUCAAUAACAAGAAUUCUUUGGUUAGCUCAAAGGUAUGAACGUCAACAACGAGAAAUUGAAAUUAAAGAAUCAGGUAAAGGUAAUCAACAACAACAAACAUAUAAUAUAUUUGUUUUAAAAAAUGAUUUAACUCAAUGUUAUGAAAAAUUACCUCCUUCUACUACAAUUAUGAAUACUAUACAAUCAUUUGCUAAAUAUCUGAAAAUUGAUACUUCAGGGUUAUUUUAUAAACCAAUAAAUCAAUAUCUUUUAAAUGAUUAUAAUUUACCAUUAUAUGAAAAAAUUGAAACGGCGAAAAUGUCUUCUGCUACAAAAAUUUAUCAAAAUGUUUGGAUAGGUAAUUUUUGGGAUUAUCAAAGUAUGUUAAAUUAUUUAUCUGAGAAUAAACCAGUGGAAACAUCAAAGGAAAACUUGAAAGAUUAUUAUUGUCAACCAUCAAACUCAAUAACUACUAGUACUACUACUACUACUACUACCACCACCACCACCAAUAGUCAAUUAUCAUUACCUCAGCCAAAAGCUAAUUGGAAAUUAUUUAUUCGAUGUCAUAGUGAAGCUUCCUUUCCUGAUUUACAAGAUUUAAAUCAAUUAUUAUUUAAAUAUACUAUAUCAUCGCAUGAACAAUCAGAUGAAAUUCAUCAUUUGGAAUUCCCACCACUGGGUUCAAUUGGAAUUGGUGAUUGUAAAAAAGAAAAUUUACAACUGAUAAUUAAUACUUGUAAAUUGAUUUAUUUAUACUCGUCAACCACAACCAAAAAUCCUUCAUCUGGGUUAAAUUCAUUGAUUUAUUGUACUGAUGGAUAUACUGAACUGUCAUUAUUAGUAUUUUGUUAUUUAAUGUAUUCAUUAAAUAUAUCAUUAGAUGAAGCUAUAUUAGAAUUACAUUUAACUUAUGGUAGACCAUUUUAUAUUUUUCCUAGUGAUGUAAUUAUUUUAAAAAAAUUACAACCAUUAUUAAGAAAGUUUAGUCCCACCACCAAGAGUAGCAACAAUAACAAUUCAAUGAAUCGACAAAUUGAUUGGGCAAAUUUAGAAAUUCUUUCAUCACAAGAAAUUAAUGAAUUAUUAUUAGGUUCACCAAAAGAAUCCUCACAACAAAAUACCAGAUUAGGAUUUAUUUCCCCAAACGAGGACGAGGACGAGGACGAGGACGAUGAAGAUGAAGAUGAACAAGAUAUUGAUAAUGAUUCAAGUUCAGGAUCCUCGGAUUAUUCUUUUAAUGAAAUUGAUUGGGUUAAUGAAGUUGAAGGAUCAAUUCCAUCAAAAAUAUUACCUCAUAUAUAUUUAGGUUCAUUAAAACAUGCCCUGUGUUUAUCAAUUUUAAAUAAAUUGGGUAUUCAAAAAAUCAUAUCAGUGGGGGAAUCAUUACCUUGGUUAAAUGGAUAUAUUUUCCAACGUCAUAAUGAUAUAACUAUAAACCAAUCCACCGAUGGUAAUAUUGAAACUUAUACCAUCACCCCCAAAAAGAAAACCAACUUGGUUGCCCAUUCUCACCAUAUUACUUCCGUGGAUACAGUAUUAAAAGUUAAUAAUUUAGAAGAUGAUGGAAUUGAUGAAUUAAGUCAAAGAUUACCCCAAAUUUUAAAAUUUAUAAAUGAUCAAUAUGAAAUUAAUCAAGGUCAAGUGAAAAUUUUAAUUCAUUGUCGAGUUGGUGUAAGUAGAAGUGCUACCGUUGUAAUUGCUGAAAUCAUGAAUCGAUUAAAAAUUAAUUUACCAAUGGCUUAUCUUUAUGUUAGAGUAAGACGAUUAAAUAUAAUUAUUCAACCAAAUUUAAGAUUCAUGUAUGAAUUAUUUAAAUGGGAAGAACAAAAAAAACUAGCCAAUAAUGAGAGGGAUAAGGAAGUUGGUUAUUUGAGAGAAAUUGAUUGGUUUAUUAUGUGUCGAGAAAUAACUAAAUUAAAUACUCCAUAUUUAUGA